This is a messenger RNA of Durusdinium trenchii, 1997 nucleotides long. NCBI's taxonomy places the organism in Eukaryota, Dinophyceae, Suessiales, Symbiodiniaceae. The record is from the annotation of a GenBank genome assembly.
CCCAGAUUUGCAUGGUCUCAUCGUACUCAGAGCAGUCAAGGACCGCUGGUCGUCGCUCUGCUGGCUCAAGCGCUUAAGCUGGUAGCUGGUAGCUAUGGCGCGAGGGUUAAAAGGCCUGUCGUGGGGCACCCUGGUUGCCGAAUGAAGAAAGGAGUGGGAGUUUUGAUUCCAAUCGUGGCAGCAGUGGUUUUCUUACUGCAGAGCGAAGGCAGACUGAAGACGUCAGUUCCUGGAGGAAAGGGCAGCUCUGCUACAGAGAAGAAUCUUUGGCUGGCAACAUCUGUUGGUGGCUUUGAGGUGUGUCUGGUGAUUUGCCUUCACCUUUUGAAGCGUCAGCGUGAGCAGACCUGGCAGGGAGCCAAUAUUGAAGCUCUGAUACCAUGUUUGGCCAUCGGAGCCUGGCUGAGUGACGACGGCCACAGAGCGCAGAAGGGACACUGCAGCGUCCGGGUCGUUUCUCGCUUCUCAGGAUGGAUCAUUCGAUUUCUUUGUCCAAUUCCUGCAGGUGUCUCUGACCAGGCUUGGUCCAUGCUAUCGAUUUUCGUCUCCAUGAUCGUGGCGGUAGUCUUGCGACCUUUGCCUCCAGCGGCGGCCACCGUGGUGGCCAUGUCGGUGGUGGUCUUCACGGGGACCGCGACCCUGGCACAGGGACUGAAAGCAUUCACCGACGAGGUUGUUUGGCUUGUGGUGAUCGCCUUUUUUCUCGCGGAUGGCUUUCAGAAGACAGGUCUUGGGGACCGAAUCGCCUUGAACGUGAUCCGGGCUGUGGGGGGCACCACGGUGGGCUUGGCGUAUGGUCUGAACUUUGCAGAGCUCAUGGUGGCAGCAACGAUGCCUUGCUCGGCCGCACGUGCGGCAGCAGUGUUUUAUCCGAUCACCAAGUCUGUCUGUAAAGCCAGUGGCUCAGACCCUGACGAGGGAACCGAGUUCAAGUGCGGGAAAUUCCUGGUGGAGUGCUGCUAUCAGGCCACUGCGACAUCGUCGUGCAUGUUCCUCACUGGUGCAGCGCAGAACUAUUUCGUGCUGAAACUCGCCGAGGAUGUUGGAGUUCAUGUGGAACAUCCUUUUCACAGUUGGUUUACUGCAGCUGUAAUACCUGCUUCGGUCUCCUUCUUGCUGACCCCACUGAUCGCUUUGAAGCUUCUGCCGCCCGACGCGCGGACCACGCCCGACGCACCCAAGGUGGCGCAGCAGCGGCUGGAUGCGAUGGGCCCCAUCUCCAUCGAUGAGAAGGUCUUUCUUUGUGUCAUGCUAGGUAUGGUAGCUCUGUGGGCUUCCACAUCAUUGAUUCACAUCUCGCCGGCGGUCACUGCAUUCUGCGGCAUUGGACUGCUGCUAAUGACCGGUGUCAUCACGUGGGAGGACUGUGCCAGAAAUCAGCAGGCAUGGAGUACCUUCGUGUCAUUCGCCAUUUUGGUCGGUCUGGCAGAGAGAUUGAAGAGUCUCGGCAUCGUGGAGUGGGUGUCGUCGGUGGUCACGUCAAGAAUUAGAGCUGCUGGACUGGCACAGGUUCCGGCCUUUCUGGUCAUUGUCACCGCGUAUUGGCUCAUUCAUUACCUCUUCGCUUCACAGGUUGCACAUGUCUCGGCCUUGUUCCAGCCGUUUUUGGUCAUGUUAGUCGAGACUGGAACUCCCGGGAUCCCGGCCGUUUUCGCGUUGGCCUUUGUGUCCAACCUUUUCGCAACUCUGACGCCCUAUGCCUCUGCGCAGUCGGCGGUUCUGUUCGCUGGACAUUACAUUACUGCAUUUGAAUGGUACAAGGCUGGCUUUGUUUAUAUGCUUGCCUACUACAUACAAUGGCUCGUAGUCGGUGCUGUGUGGUGGCGAAUGAUUGGACUUGUUUGACUGAAAAAGUGGUCAGAACACCAUAUCCUUUGCUGCCCAAUUGCGGCUCCCAAGCUUUGAUAAUCUUCUCCAGAUGUGCGAAAUCGUCGGAGCAACUUUUCUGGCGCAAAGAACGAUCGCACGUCCAGCACCAUUUGGAUGUGGCUCCACAA